Molecule: messenger RNA, 1396 nt
Organism: Contarinia nasturtii (swede midge)
Lineage: Eukaryota; Metazoa; Arthropoda; Insecta; Diptera; Cecidomyiidae
Gene: pch2
Product: pachytene checkpoint protein 2 homolog
Exons: 13
Coding region: 72-1334 (420 amino acids)
Biological process (GO): meiotic recombination checkpoint signaling; reciprocal meiotic recombination
Cellular component (GO): nucleus; chromosome
Molecular function (GO): ATP hydrolysis activity; ATP binding
Source: RefSeq, a predicted model, not a curated record
GUCAGUAGCUUAACGUCAAAAUCACACAAAAAGUAUCUAACUUUUAUCGUCGAAGCACGUUGUUUAUAGUUAUGGAUAAUAUUUCGUCGGGAAAUUCCAUUGAAAUGGACUAUGCCAUUAUUGAUGCGCAAAAUGAUACACAAUCUUUAGGAGUGUAUGUUGAAAUACUACGACGAAAAGAUGCAAGGCAAAUUGAUGAAAAUGAAUUGUAUCGAUUGGUAUUCGAUUAUUUGAAAGAACGAAAAAUCAAUCAAACACUUGUCAAAUGUGAAAAUGCGCCCAUUUCUGAUUUGGUCGAAGAAAUCACAAUCAAUCAGCCAUUUUGGUUCCAAAACGCCAAAUUUGAAGAUGUCCAGUUCUUUGCGUACACUGUAAAUUCGCAUGCUGCUGAAAUGGAAACAAUUGAGACUGCUGACGGUGAUAUGGAGGAUAUUCCUGCAUCACAGCAUUGGAUUUUACCAAACCGAGAAUUUCAAGGAUUGUGGGAAUUUUUAUAUUUUGAAGAUGAUCUCAAAGAAAAUCUUUUGCGGUUCUCAAAGAGUUUAAUGCUUUUUGCCGAGAAAAAAGUUGACACAAAUGCAAUCUCUUGCAACAAAUUGAUUUUGCUCCAUGGCCCACCAGGUACUGGCAAAACGAGUUUAUCAAAGGCACUUGCUCAUAAAAUAUCAAUCCAUAUGAGCUCCAAAUUUCGAUACACACAUCUAUUUGAAAUCAAUAGUCACAGUUUGUUUUCAAAAUGGUUUAGUGAAAGUGGAAAAUUGGUAAUGAAAAUGUUUACAACUAUCAAAGAUGUGUGCCAUGACGCCGAAUCGUUGGUUGUAAUUUUAAUUGAUGAAGUGGAAUCAAUUGCCUAUGCUCGUGAUACUGUUUCGAUUCAACAGGAACCAUCCGAUUCGCUGCGUGUCGUAAAUGCGGUUUUAACACAACUAGACCAGCUGCGAAACCACAGUAAUGUUCUGGUUCUUACAACAUCCAAUUUAAGCGGUACGAUUGAUAUUGCUUUCGUUGAUCGCGCUGAUCUCAAGCAGUUUAUUGGAUUCCCUUCAAUUCCUGCAAUAUUCCAUAUUUUCAAGUCUGCUAUUGAUGAACUGGUUAAGGUUCAAAUCGUCAUAAAUGAAACUGAGGACAAAAAAUGGGGUUCAGCUAAUAUAGAACGAUUAUUGGACAUAGCUAAGAAAAGUCAAGGUUUAAGCGGACGCUCGCUAAGAAAGUUACCAUUACUAGCACACGCAUGGUUCAUCCAUAGCGAAAAGGUUGAUUUAUUAACAUUCCUGGUUGCUCUGGAUGGUGCAGUUGAAAAACAUUUGACUGAUAUAAGCGCCAUAUCGAAAUAGACUUACUUGCGAUCAUUUAAACAUAUUGUCACACAAAAUGAAUAAAGUUUGAAUCCUUUAUA